AUGUUGGAUGUGGAAUCUGAUGAUGUGAAAUUUCUCGCGAUCCAUGGAAUGGGAGGUGUUGGCAAAACAACACUAACCAAAGUCGUCUUCAACCGAUUGUCUUCUCGGUUCCAAGGCUGCAAUUUCCUUUCGGAUGUUCGAGAGUCAUUCGAACGACAUGGCUUGGUACAUUUGCAAAAACGAUUGUUAUCCAAGUUCCUUGAUCGUUGUUAUGUUGACCAAAUUAGUGAAGUGGAUCAUGGGAUUGACAUGAUUAAGAGGGUACUUCAUAAUAAAAAAGUUCUCAUUGUUCUUGACGACGUGGAUGAAAACAAGCAGCUGAAAAAUUUGGCAGAAAAAGGAAUUUGGUUCGGUUCUGGUAGUCGGAUUAUCAUUACUACUAGAUACAAAAGUGUCCUAAUGAUUGACAGAGAAGCAACAAGUGAAGGUCCUAUAAAGUGUGCAAAUGUUUUGACUUAUGAAGUACAGGAAAUGGAAUUUUGCCAUGCUCUUGAGCUUUUCAAGAGAUCCAAAGAAUUUUGGGUAGACACUUUGAAGAAGCUAGAAAAAGCUCCUUCCAUAGAAGUCCAAAAAACAUUGAUGAUAACUUAUGAAAGGUUAGAUGAUGCGCAAAGACAAGUAUUUCUGGAUAUAAGUUGUUUUUUUGUUAAUGAGGAUAAAACCUACCCUUGCUACAUGUGGGAAGAUUGUGAAUACCACCCAUACAAUGCCAUUGAAAUCCUCUGUCUCGUGUCCUUGAUAAAAAUCAAAGAUGACAAUACCUUUUGGAUGCAUGAUCAAGUGCGGGACCUUGGAAGGGCAAUCGUUCGUGAAGAUAAUUUCAAAGAGCCUCACAAGCGUAGCCGAGUGUGGAAUCAUCAUGAAGCCUUGAGCAUUUUGGAGCAGAAAAAGGGAAGCAAGAAGAUAGAAGCACUGUCACUAGGAUCUCGUGGAGUCAUCAUAAUGCCUAGUGAAGUUGCUAAUUUACGACACCUGAGGUUCUUGGAUGGGAAUGAGAUGUUUCUUGUUGGAGACUUCAAUAAACUUCUCUCCAAUUUAAGAUGGCUUUCUUGGCGAUGGUGCCCUUUUGAGUUUGUGGCAACAAACUUUCAUCUAGUCAAUUUAAUCGUUCUUGACCUUUCACACAGCUAUGUAUCAGAGAAAUGGAUUGGCUGGAACCAAAUUAGAGUGGCAAGUAAACUAAAAGUACUAGAUCUCAGCAAUUGCAACGACUUAAUGAGAACGCCUGAUUUAUCUAUGUUGGUGUCCUUGGAGAGAUUGAUUCUUGAAGGUUGUCGCAAUUUAAUUGAAAUUGACCCUUCCAUUGGAAAAUUAAAGCUCCUCACUGCUUUAAACUUGAAUGGAUGUCACGCCCUUGAAGGGUUGCCUUACGAAAUAGGAUGUCUAGAUGCUUUGAUGGAGAUUCUCAUGCCUCGUUUGUCCUAUGCAUUCAAACUUCUAGAGACAAUUGGUAAUUUGAAGUCAUUGUUGACCCUUGAUGUAUCACAUAGCUGGAUCUGCAUGUUGCCAGACUCGAUUGGAGGGCUGGUGAAACUUAGGCGGUUGAAUUUAUUUAAGUGUUUAAAGAUAAAGGAACUUCCAGACUCGGUUGGGAAAUUACGAUCAUUAGUCGAGUUGGAUUUGUCAUCAACAAGUUUGGGACACCUACCUGAUUCAAUCGGCAAUCUAAAGCAAUUGACACUACUUAGGAUGAGCCACAUAAUGAUCACAAAAUUACCAAGAGCGAUUGGGCUAAUGGAGAAGCUUGAAGAAUUAGAAGCUAGUGGAUGUCACCGCUUGACCGGCAAAAUCCCUGAAGAAAUUGGGAGGACAUAUAUGCUGGAGCGGGACUCUGCUUGUCACUCUAGCAUCAUACCCCUAUAUGAGAUUGAGACAUUUAGAGGUGCGUACGUGCAAGUUCUCCUCAAGAGCACUUUGUCUAUCGCACAUGAAGAUUUUGGAAGAGGUAAAUCUGUUCGGAUGCUCCCUGUUAGUUGA
Molecule: messenger RNA, 1977 nt
Organism: Eucalyptus grandis
Lineage: Eukaryota; Viridiplantae; Streptophyta; Magnoliopsida; Myrtales; Myrtaceae
Product: disease resistance protein RUN1-like
Exons: 6
Coding region: 1-1977 (658 amino acids)
Biological process (GO): defense response
Molecular function (GO): ADP binding; protein binding
Source: RefSeq, a predicted model, not a curated record